This is a messenger RNA of Phytophthora nicotianae INRA-310, 138 nucleotides long. RefSeq lists its product as hypothetical. NCBI's taxonomy places the organism in Eukaryota, Oomycota, Peronosporomycetes, Peronosporales, Peronosporaceae. The transcript has a single exon. The record is from RefSeq and is a predicted model, not a curated record. The coding region runs from base 1 to 138 and encodes 45 amino acids.
AUGCCGGCAGCGUGGUGGACGGGUCUUCUGCGAUUGAUGAAGGCAGCGACAGUCAACCCAGCGAGCACCCUCCUUCAGCGAACGGCGACGGCAGCUGUGAGGAUCUUCCGCACAGACCUAGUAGCAGUGGCAGCAUAG